AUGGCGGACAACCUGGAAGGUGUAGAGGCAUUGCUAUUCGACGUCUUCGGUACCGUUGUCGACUGGAAGGGCAGCGUAACCCGCGCACUCGAGUCCAAAGCCCAACAACUGGGCUUUCAUGCAGAUGAAGAUUGGACUGCCUUCACGGUGGAGUGGCGGGAGGGCUACAUGAGGAGCACCAAGGAAUAUGCCAAGACGAAGAAUGUCUCCUUGAAUGUAGACGAAAUGCAUCGUCAACUCCUGGAAGAGAUCCUGGCCAACCCUCGAUGGGGUCAUGUGGCCAAAGUAUUUAACGAAGAGGAUCGCGCUACUCUCACAUAUUCCUGGCACCUCAUAGACGGUUGGCCAGAUUCAUCGAAAGGGCUAUAUGAGCUAAAGAAGAGGUUCGUCAUCGGAACUCUAUCCAAUGGGAACGUCAGGUUGCUCGUUGACAUGGCCAAGCACGCAGACUUGCCAUGGGAUGUCGUCUUCUCGAGCGAGAUGCUCGGAUCGUACAAGCCAGAUCCGCAGACGUACCUCGGAGCGGCCAAGUAUCUUAUGCUGCCUCCCAGCAAGGUUGCGUUGGUCGCCGCGCAUAUCUACGACCUGCGCGCGGCAGCGAGUCACGGAUACAAGACGAUUUAUGUUCGCAGGACCAGCGAGGAUGUCGGCCUGAGAGACACUGUUAAGGCGAAAGCGGAUGGCGGGGAAGUAGAUGUCGUAGUUGACUCCCUCGUCGAUCUCGAAGCCCUCCUCAAGGGGCGCGAGAAGCUGUAGAGGUUGC
Molecule: messenger RNA, 763 nt
Organism: Punctularia strigosozonata HHB-11173 SS5
Lineage: Eukaryota; Fungi; Basidiomycota; Agaricomycetes; Corticiales; Punctulariaceae
Product: haloacid dehalogenase
Exons: 7
Coding region: 1-756 (251 amino acids)
Molecular function (GO): hydrolase activity, acting on halide bonds, in C-halide compounds
Source: RefSeq, a predicted model, not a curated record